CUCUGGGACUGACUUCGGGACGGCUCUGGCCUGCGCUUGGCAGGCGCUCAGCGGAGAGGACCUGGAGUGGCCCUAACCAGUAGGCCCCACUCUCCUCCCAGGACUGGGCCGAGGACCCAGCAGUCCUGACUCCCCAGCCCGGCUGGUGUCUGGCUCUCGCCGGGUGCAGCCGCCUGUCCGGGGCCCCGGCUGGGGCGGGAGGGACCCGGGCUGCCCAGCAGGGGGCGCGGCGGCCUCAGUCCAGGUGCGGCGGGGCUGGAGCCCGGGGCGGCGCCUCCUGCGUGGCAGGAUCCAGGCAGGUGUCCGGGAGCGGAGCCGCCAGCAUGGCCCGGGGGACGCGCUGGCUGCUGAUCGGCUGCGGCUUGUGCCUGGCGCUCGCAGUUAGGAACGCUACUGCCACAACAACUGUCCCCCAGCAAACCGCGUCCAGCCGGCACCCAUCCACCACGGCUACACCACCGCACAGCCCCCUGAGUGCCACCCAGCAAACCACACCCAGCCAGCACCCAUCCACCACGGCUACACCACCGCACAGCCCCGUGGCUACCUCCAGAGACACCUCCCUUUCCGCUGCCCUGACCGACAACACCACUGCAUCCACGCAGAACAGAACCACAGCAGCAGCUCCAGCCUCAUCCAGAAACCCAGAAUCUGCUUCCAGCUCUCCCCUGUCCCCGGCCAGCCCCAGUCACACCAACACCUCAGCUACUCCUGCUGCCAGCUCCAGUGAGACGCACUUGACUGAGCAGCUGGGGCCCAACAGCAGCACAACAGCCAGUGGCUCAGCGGUGUCCUCCCUGAAGCAGCCCACGCUCUCCCAGAGCCCCGGUCUGGUGGCCGUGAUCUGCAUCUUCGUGGCCAUCCUGCUCAUUGCUGCUGGGGUGGUGGUGGUGAAGCUCUGCCGCAGGAGGGAGCCGGCAUUCAAGAAGCUGGACGAGGUUCCAAUGGGGAAGAUGACCGAAGACUCGCCCUUCGCUCGCUACCCUCCAAAGUAACCGGCGUCUCCCCCCGGCGGGAGCUGAGCCCACCUCGUGUGGGGAGGGCUGGGGGGGGAUCUGCA
Messenger RNA from Mauremys mutica (yellowpond turtle), 1060 nucleotides. RefSeq lists its product as uncharacterized. The record is from RefSeq and is a predicted model, not a curated record. The coding region runs from base 324 to 995 and encodes 223 amino acids. The transcript has 4 exons. Lineage: Eukaryota; Metazoa; Chordata; Testudines; Geoemydidae.